Molecule: messenger RNA, 3820 nt
Organism: Doryrhamphus excisus (bluestripe pipefish)
Lineage: Eukaryota; Metazoa; Chordata; Actinopteri; Syngnathiformes; Syngnathidae
Gene: bag3
Product: BCL2 associated athanogene 3
Biological process (GO): negative regulation of striated muscle cell apoptotic process; muscle cell cellular homeostasis; protein stabilization
Cellular component (GO): membrane; nucleus; cytoplasm
Molecular function (GO): adenyl-nucleotide exchange factor activity; protein-folding chaperone binding
Source: RefSeq, a predicted model, not a curated record
CGCCCACCGCAACCAGACUCUUCCUAAUAUGUUUGGAGGAGCGGGUGAGCGUCUAUCAUAAAGAAUGUAGGGAUUCCCUUUUCCUCCCCGCCGUGGGUCCAUGCGAAUCCAAACCGGGAUUUGCAAAAUGGGAAAAAACAUUAGGUUCGAAUCCGAAAGCAUCAAACGAUGAAAGGAGCGUGUUGUGUUGUGUUGUGAUGUGUUGCGGGUGUGCUGCGACACCAGUUAGCCAAGCCAUGCCUCUGUAUCCAGCGCCGUCCGCCCCCGACAUUAACCCGGCUAUUUCCAGAAACUUCCAGCCCACUUUUCCACGUCACUUGAAGGAAUCUUUUAAAGCGUCCGUCGCCAGUAUUAAAUGUCCCAGUAUCGGGCAGCCAGCGGCAUGAACGCCAUGAAGACGCCGAGCAUGGCGAGCAACGACAACGACCCCCUGCCCCUCGGCUGGGAAGUCAAAAUCGACCCCCAGACGGGCUGGCCCUUCUUCGUCAAUCACAACAAUCGAACCACGACCUGGAACGACCCGAGACACGACACCAAAAAGGUCAGAGAAGUGUCAACAAAUGGACCCAGCAUGGAUCCAAGCCCUCAGGAGACACAGAAGAACUUUGUGAAAGAGAUGAAGCACCCCAUCCUUCGUCCGGGUUACGUCCCCAUCCCAGUCUUCCAUGAGGGUGCAGAUCUCAAACAGCAACAGCACCCGUGCUAUUCCUACAUCCAACCAACCACGGCACAGAGCAUCAGAACCGAGGGGCAGAUGCCUUCUCCAACAACAGGUCUUCACUGUAGGCCGAGAUCACCUUUACACGGACCUGGUGACAACUGCUCCACGGGGCCUGGGAAGGCCGGCUCACCUGUUUCACAAACCGCAGAGGUAUACACUGGUCCACAUACCCAACCCCCACGGCCCAGUAGCACUGGUCUACAGGCAGGUUACAUCCCCAUACCGGUGAUCCACGAAGGCGGAGCAGGUCAAAUGCAAGCACAGCCUCCGUUAAAUCAGCCCAUCCACUCUCAGCGCGUCCCCUACUCGGACCACCAGCAGCCCUUCCAGCGCCUUCAACAAGAAGACUGGCCCGGCUACUGUGCAGCAAUGCAGCCCCCCCGAGAAAGGGCUUCUCCUACAUUGUUUCCUCAGCAUCGUGACGCUGCUGCCAUUCAUCUGCCACACAACAGAAGGAGCCAGUCGCCGAUUGUGACACACGUGUUGGCUGAGAGACCGCAGCCUCUGGUCAUGAGAGAGCCCCCUCAGAGAUUGGAGACGGAACAGAUGAGCCCCCAGCAGAAAACGGAGAGCGCUCAGGUCUCUCAGCCGUUGUGCACAGACGCUGAUGGCCAAAAGCCUCCACCUCAGCAACACCAACACUUCCAGCAGCCUCCGCCGCAGCACCCACAGCAGUUCCAGCAGGCCCCCCCUCAGGCACCCCCUCAGGCAUCUCCACAGCCUCAUCAGGCCGAGCAGUUAUCACAACAAGCAGCGAAAAAGCCUGCAGACGUCAGAGUUGAAACACCACCACAUCCAGAAGCUCAUGAAACAGCUGCUGCCGCUGCAGACGUCACGCCUGUUAAGGUGGAGGCGGAGCAACCUCCCCAGUGUCCUGUUCACCCAGGCUUGGCCAAGGUACAGAAGAUAGUGGAACGGGUGGCUAAACUGGAGCAGGAGGUGAAAUGCUUUGAAGGAAAAAAGAACGAUAAGAAGUACUUGUUACUGGAGGAACUGCUGACAAAAGAGCUACUGGCGUUAGACUCGGUUGAUCCAGAGGGCCGAGCCGAUGUGCGGCAGGCAAGACGGGAUGGGGUUCGUCGGGUUCAGACCAUACUGGAGGAACUGGAGCAACUGGAGGAACCGUCAACUAGGCCUGGCAGCCAGGCCUCCACGGAGGGAGACAACAUGGUCACCAAGGAAAAUGCUGAGAUGGCAAAGGAGAUAACCGAAUGAGAAACUGUUGGCGUUUAUCACACUCUGCACAGUAUUUGUGGAAGUUGCAUGCGUUCAUUACCUGUGUUGGUAUUUCUUGCCAUUCAGCACAUACUGGUGGUCCUCAGCUUACAAACGAGCUCCAUUCCGAGACGUGAUCUAAGUGGAGUUCUUGUGUGGGUUGUAAUUUCGACCUAAAUUAACUCAUCCAAGUCACUCACAUUGUAUACAGAACACACGAGGGACAUAUAAAUAGCAGAAUUAAAUGAAACGGGUAGAAAAAACCCCAACUUCUUACUUCAAACAUCUUAAAAUAUUGUCCCAGGCUAGUCUGGAAGGAUAACCUCUUCUUCGCUUCCUGACCCCCUUGUAACAGUGCCAGGAAUCCAUGACCCCUCUAGCAUUCAAUAAUCAUCAUCCUUAUUGAUGGCAAACCUAAGUUUGCUAAGUACUGCUUGGCGUUUAUAAUGUUCAUUUUCACUUCCAUGAUGAUGGUUUGCUUUUUCUUUGAUCGCAAACGAUGCAUAAUAAAAGUGCAAAAAGUGAACCAAUUAUCUUCCUCGCUGCAGCGUUAGGGUUACACAUUGCAACUAAUUGUCAAGCAGGUUUUGUGUUUAUGAAUAAAUAAAUGUUUUUUUAAUGUAUUUACGGGAACGGAUUCCCAACCACGAAGGUCCGUAACACAGAACUUUGUAAACCGAGGACCACCAGUAAUCGAUGGGAGCCCUGCGCUGUUAUGUUUCUCAAGACGACGUGGUUGCCUUCAGUGUUGUGCCAGUGUCUUCAUAAAAAGACAGCUGUCAUGAUUAAGAUGUUGACAUGAAGUUGUCGUCAAAUUCAAGUUUGAUUAAGAGGCCUUUAUCAAAGAAAGCAAGUAUUUUCUUAACAAAUCUUAUGUGCAGUUGCCUUUUGUCCAGAUUGAAUAUUGUAUGGAGCAUAUUUGUUUCUCCACCCCAGUGGAAUGAUUGCAAACAUUUGGGCUUUAAGGCAGAACCCACUGCAAAACACAUGUCCCCUUUAUUACCAUGCUGGGAGGUCAGGAGGUUUUUGUGCCGAAACAAAAUGAUUUAGGAUGCUGCUUUUUGCUACAGAAAUGAUUUUGUCAUCACACUGAAUGAUCUACAUCAUUUUUGGAAUACUUGUUACACCAGCUUUGAUUGAUGUGUUUUGAGUGUUUGUAUAGACAUUGGUUAACUCGUCAUUUCAAAACAUUAUACCAGUAUUUAUAUUUUACUAUAUUUAUGAAUGUGUUAAUGACAAACGGACCUGAGAUGUGAGACAAUCAGCACUUGGUGCUAAUAAGGAAUCAAGAGUCGUAAUUUAAUUGAAUGUUCUUUGCAGAAUUACCAAAGCCACAAUCUGUAAUAACACAGACAAAAACCGCCUUAAGUGCAACAAGACACCGAGCUAUCACUUAAUAAACAAUUUAAAUUUUGUUUUAUGGUUAGCCUGGCACCAUUUGUGGCAUGAUAAGUCACCAAAGUGAGCCCUCUGUAAUGCCUUAUACAAAGACCCCUCACUAAUUAUGGAUUGUGGCUUAGUAUCGAUCACGGGUAAAGAGUAGCAGAUGAAUGCUUUGUUGAAAGCACGUUAUAUUGGUACGGCUGAAAUAAAUUGUAUUUGACAGUAUUUUUGACUCAUUUUACUCCCCUAAAUAACACUAGUAUAGUAAGUCUAAACAGUCCCCCCCCCCCCCCCCCCCACUCCUAUGAGUCACAGCUGAGAACGUGUUUAACGCACGUGAUGUUUGCAACCGACCCAUCUGUAAUAUCAUGUGCUGGGGUGUGCUGUUAAAUGCUCACUAUUUUUUUUUUAAUUGACUAUAGGUCAACCUAAGGUCACCCAGAUCCUCACUUGGUUCCAAAUUAAACCAUAAUAGGUGUUAUUCUUAUUUGGAGCAUGUUG